CUUUGUUGUGAGCCCAGGACAGCAAAGUUUACUGCUCCCCACCAGCCUUGCAGCAUUUGGACUGGUCACUAGGAAGGCAGCAGAAAGAGAAACUCAGUUUAAACUUUACCCGGAGCCUUUGGUCUCCCCCUCUUCCCAAAUUAAGGAGGAGAGGGACAUUUACCUGCCCUCUGCUGCACUCCAAGGACUCCCCUAUGAAGGCGACUUUCUGGAUCCUGGCAGGUUUUUACCUGCUUUUCUGCUGCAAGGCAGAAGAGGGACUGAACUUCCCAACUUACGAUGGAAAAGACCGAGUGAUCGACCUGAAUGAGAAGAACUACAAGCAGGCCCUGAAGAAGUAUGACAUGCUAUGCCUGCUCUUCCAUGAGCCUGUCAGCUCUGACAAGGUCUCCCAGAAGCAGUUCCAGAUGACAGAGAUGGUCCUGGAGCUGGCAGCUCAGGUAUUGGAGCCCAGAAGCAUCGGCUUCGGGAUGGUGGACUCCAAGAAGGAUGCCAAACUUGCUAAAAAGUUAGGCUUGGUUGAAGAGGGAAGUCUCUACGUCUUUAAGGACGAGCGGUUGAUUGAAUUUGACGGGGAACUGGCCACAGAUGUCUUGGUGGAAUUCCUGUUGGAUCUGCUAGAAGACCCUGUGGAGAUCAUAAACAACAAGCUAGAGCUUCAGGCCUUCGACCAAAUUGACGAGGAAAUCAAACUCAUCGGCUACUUCAAAGGAGAAGACUCUGAACAUUACAAGGCAUUUGAAGAAGCUGCUGAACACUUCCAGCCAUACAUUAAGUUCUUUGCUACCUUUGACAAAGGGGUUGCCAAGAAGCUAGGUCUGAAAAUGAACGAGGUGGACUUCUAUGAACCAUUUAUGGAUGAGCCUGUUCACAUCCCUGACAAGCCUUACACAGAAGAGGAGCUAGUUGAAUUUGUGAUGGAGCACAAAAGGGCCACUUUGCGGAAGCUGCGUCCCGAGGACAUGUUUGAGACGUGGGAGGAUGACAUGGAGGGAAUCCACAUCGUAGCCUUUGCCGAAGAAGACGACCCAGAUGGUUUUGAGUUCCUGGAAAUCCUGAAGCAGGUUGCCAGGGACAACACCGAUAAUCCCGACCUGAGCAUUGUGUGGAUUGACCCUGAUGACUUUCCUCUGCUGAUCACUUACUGGGAGAAGACCUUCAAGAUUGACCUGUUCAGACCACAGAUUGGGAUAGUGAACGUCACAGACGCUGACAGUGUGUGGAUGGACAUCAGAGAUGACGAUGACCUGCCCACCGCUGAGGAGCUGGAGGACUGGAUAGAGGAUGUGCUUUCUGGAAAGAUAAAUACCGAAGAUGAUGAUGACGACGAUGAUGAUGAUGACGACGAUGACGACGACGAUGAUGAUGAUGACGACGACGAUGAUGAUGAUGAUGACGACGAUGAUGAUGAUGACUAACUGUGAUUCUGUGCAGUCUGACUUGUGGGGGCCGAGAGGCCUCCCCCCGUGGCAGGUCCCUCCAUCGGAAAACCUGUGUUUGAGCGUCAGCAAGCACCGCUGCUCCUUUUACCCCCCUGCCCCAUUCCCCCUGCCCUUGCCUGGACCCCCUGGCCUGAUUCUCAGCAGUGCUGAGCCACCGGGACUGCCCCUGCAGCGGCCAGUGCCUGCAGGCACCCAGCACCGCUGCGAAUCAUGCCUCCUUAGUAAGGACAAUAGGAAUCUGCAGGGAAUCUGCCCCGAGUGCCCCAGGGCAGGAGGAAAGUGGCCCCUGCACCCUGACAGAGGGACAUAGGGAGCCAGUUGGGAUUUUCCAUGGUCAUUGGCCCAGCACUUGCAUCCAAAGACCAAAUCUCACUCCCAGACAUAGGGAAGGCCACUGUAAAGUUUGGUCCCUUUAUUAAACACAACACCCUCUGCAGCUACCCUGCCAAGACCACUCAGUGCUGCAAGUUCUGCUGCAGGAGUCUGUAGCUACUCAUUAACAUGCUACGAGCAGCAAAAAGCUUGGGAGGUGAGGAAGGUUUUAGAGAUGCUAUUCAAAUUUACAGUGAUUCUGUAUAAUGACAGGAUAUUCUUGUCUGGCAGAGCAAUGCAAAACCAAAUACUGUUGUCCCUGUCUGAACCUCUUUCUUCUUGGAAACUCAGGCAAAAAACAGGGGAAGUGCAGGUGGUCUGAUAGGGGACAUCCUGAACUGCUGGAAGGGCUUAUCCAGGUCUGAGCCCAAAUUCCUGAGGCUGAAGAUCAUGGCACAGAUCCAAAUUGCUGGUCUUAACCCCAAAGAAACACCAGAGCAGAAUCCAGGCCAGUUCUGAACAUCUGCAGCCAGGUCUGGGCUGGGCCUACCAUCCUUUUCAGGUGAACCUCAUCUGGAUUGAAAACCGUGCACAUGAGCUAGCAUACUCCUGCCAGUAUUCAUAGGGGCCUACCCUGAAGCUUUCCUAUUCCCCAUGACCUUCCAGCUUUAGCUGACUUCUAACCCGAAGCCUACAGAGCAUGUUUUCCCAUGACCAAGAUGCUGGGAGGGAACACAUCCAUCCAACUGUAUUAGAUGCUGGAUAACCUGCAUUGGGCAAUGAACAGUGAAAUGAUUCAAGUUGUUUGGCUUUUUAAGUAUUCAGUUGCACAGUUACUCCCUGCUUAGAGACUCAGAUGUCCCAUGAUAGCCUGUGAGAAGCCUCUUUUGACUGCAGACUGAGAAGGAGCUCAGGGCACCAGUUUGCAGUAAAAGGGGUCACUCACAAAGCAAAGGGUCAGCAACUCAGUCCUGGCGAGUGCAGCACCAUCCAUGUGCAGGUCACUGUGACAGUGUUAGGUCUCCCUGCUUUCCCAUGCCGGCAGGUUUCAAUUGUCUUAGCUUAUUAGGUUUGAUAAUAGUGCAAUGAAUGGAGAGUUUGGAGAUAGUUCUAUCUUCAUAAAUACAUGUAUAAAUAUGUUCUCCAGUUGUUCAGACUCGUUAGCAUAGGUAGAGUACACAUGUCCUCUCUUGCUACAGACAAAAAAAAUAUUGUUCUGACCUUUCUUAUAGUGGUUUACGUCAGAGGUAAGUGAUGUUACUGGAAAUAACAGUGUGAGGGGCAGGAGAAUCGAAGUUUGUUAUAUGAAUGCGAAUCGGCUCGAUGAGAAACAAGGUUUACACACUAUAUAUUUCCUUAAUCAGUUGAACUGCGAAGCAAGAUUUUAUAGAUUAUUCUUUUUUUCCUGCCUGUUGAUCAGUCUCUUUGACUCUCUCUCUCUCUACAUUAGCUGAAAUAGAAAUUUGAAACUACUGGUAUAAAGAGGCUGAAGUACUGAUAUA
Molecule: messenger RNA, 3256 nt
Organism: Columba livia (rock pigeon)
Lineage: Eukaryota; Metazoa; Chordata; Aves; Columbiformes; Columbidae
Gene: CASQ2
Product: calsequestrin 2
Exons: 11
Coding region: 195-1418 (407 amino acids)
Biological process (GO): regulation of cardiac muscle contraction by regulation of the release of sequestered calcium ion
Cellular component (GO): sarcoplasmic reticulum lumen; Z disc
Molecular function (GO): calcium ion binding
Source: RefSeq, a predicted model, not a curated record